AUGGCCACUUUGCUGGCGAAGACUUCGAGUCGCGGCUUCAUCACUGUGAAGCUUCUCACGGCGCUACUGGCGGCGACUCUUCUGCUGCCGUCAACCAAUGCAGCGACGUACCCCAACUGUCCGCUGACCGGCAAGCCACCGACGGUGCCAACAGUGCCCCCCACGCGGUGUGUGGAAGCGUCCAACUUGACGUGCUGCGCCGCGUGCUCCGACAUUAACUUCGCCGUUCAGGCGCUCGCCGUUAACGUUACCGCCGCCGUGGAAGCCGCUGCGCAGGGUCUCAUCGACGUCUCUACCGUGCCGAGUAGCAUCUGUCCUAUCAUGAAGGGUAAUGAGAUGUGCGAGCGACUCGUCGAGCAACUCGCCUGCGCGGUGCAGUGCAACCCUGACUCCGGCAACUACCUCACGGGCAAGCCCGGCAAGUACAUGCUGCAGAUCUGCACGGACCACGGGCAGGCCAUCUACGACGCGUGCUCCUCGCUUGAAGUGGCGGGGAUCGUGGUGGCCGACUUUUUUACCACGCCGGACGACAUCAUCCAGCAGCUGCUCGUGCCGCUCGUCGCGCAGCAGAUCCCCGGCUUCAACGCCACCGUCACGAAAACCGCAUGCUACUCGGGUCCCACAAUGGUCCCAGUCACCCCUCUCUGCUGCGACCCGCUCACCAUCCCCGCCACCUGCCCGCCCGGUGCGGUCAACAUGACGGCCGCCAAGAACGUGUCUGGCCGCCCUCUCGACCCGGCCAUCUGCGCUGACUUCCCCUACUCCAACGCCACCAUGCCCUUCCCCCCCAAUGCCAGCCCGCCAACCCCCUCCGCUCCUGCUCCUUCGCCUCCCGUUCCUACUCCUUCACCCUCCGCCCCUGCGCCAGCCCCCACUACCGCUUCUCCCCCCCCAAGCACCGCGCGAGUUCCGCGCGCAGUGGAGGGUCGACGGAGGGGGAAGGGAAACGGCGGAAAAUCCGGGGGAUUGAAGGGAGAAGGGGCGGGUUUGCGGGAAAAGGGUGAAUGGGUCAAUAAGAAGGUGGUGAAGAGGGUGAGUGUGCAUGAAGGGGUGAAUGGGGUCAGUAGGCAGGCACGUGCGAGUCGACUGACGGGACGGGAGGAGCAUCCGUGUGGGGAGGACAGGAGGGGAGGUGGUGUGGUGCACUGUGCGCAGUACCUGGCGCAGGUCUGCCAGGGCGCGCUCCCCUCGGCUGCCAUGCGCCGCAUUGGCUUCCCCUGGUCGCCCACCCUCGCUAGACGAACUCUCGCCGAGCUGCUCUUCUCUCCCCUCCCAUCUCCUCUCCACUCCUUCCUCGUUUCCUGUUCUCUCCUCCCCACCUCUUUUCCUCCUCGAUUUCUACCUCUCCCUCUCUCCUCCCUCCCUCCUGCCCUUCUCCCCUCCGCCUUCCCCCAGGUGGCAGGGAUGUUGGAGACGGCACAGCUGGCGUUGGAGCACGGGCCUGUAUGCAGCACGGCAGGAGGUAGGCUGCACAGGAGGAGAGGGGGGAGGGAGUGCGGGGUGGGGAGGAAGGGGUUUGGUCAGGUGAUGGAGGGAGAAGGGCCUGUAGCAGAGAAUGGGAGUUGGGAUAUGUGCGGGGCAAUAUCCCCCUCCUGCUCGCUCCUUUUCACUCACCCCUCCUGCUCGCUCCUUUUCACUCACCCCUCCUGCUCGCUCCUUUUCACUCACCCCUCCUGCUCGCUCCCUUUCACUCACCCCUCCUGCUCGCUCCCUUUCACUCACCCCUCCUGCUCGCUCCCUUUCACUCACCCCUCCUGCUCGCUCCCUUUCACUCACCCCUCCUGCUCGAUCUAUUUCACUCACCCCUCUUGCUCUGCUCGCUCCCUUUCGUUCACCCCUCCUGCUCGCUCCCUUUCACUCACCCCUCCUGCUCGCUCCCUUUCACUCACCCCUCCUGCUCGCUCCCUUUCACUCACCCCUCCUGCUCUCUCCCUUUCACUCACCCCUCCUGCUCGCUCCCUUUCACUCACCCCUCCUGCUCGCUCCCUUUCACUCACCCCUCCUGCUCGCUCCCUUUCACUCACCCCUCCUGCUCGCUCCCUUUCACUCACCCCUCCUGCUCGCUCCCUUUCACUCACCCCUCCUGCUCGCUCCCUUUCACUCACCCCUCCUGCUCGCUCCCUUUCACUCACCCCUCCUGCUCGAUCUAUUUCACUCACCCCUCUUGCUCUGCUCGCUCCCUUUCGUUCACCCCUCCUGCUCGCUCCUUUUCACUCACCCCUCCUGCUCGCUCCUUUUCACUCACCCCUCCUGCUCGCUCCCUUUCACUCACCCCUCCUGCUCGCUCCCUUUCACUCACCCCUCCUGCUCGCUCCCUUUCACUCACCCCUCCUGCUCGAUCUAUUUCACUCACCCCUCUUGCUCUGCUCGCUCCCUUUCGUUCACCCCUCCUGCUCGCUCCCUUUCACUCACCCCUCCUGCUCGCUCCCUUUCACUCACCCCUCCUGCUCGCUCCCUUUCACUCACCCCUCCUGCUCUCUCCCUUUCACUCACCCCUCCUGCUCGCUCCCUUUCACUCACCCCUCCUGCUCGCUCCCUUUCACUCACCCCUCCUGCUCGCUCCCUUUCACUCACCCCUCCUGCUCUCUCCCUUUCACUCACCCCUCCUGCUCGCUCCCUUUCACUCACCCCUCCUGCUCGCUCCCUUUCACUCACCCCUCCUGCUCGCUCCCUUUCACUCACCCCUCCUGCUCGAUCUAUUUCACUCACCCCUCUUGCUCUGCUCGCUCCCUUUCGUUCACCCCUCCUGCUCGCUCCUUUUCACUCACCCCUCCUGCUCGCUCCUUUUCACUCACCCCUCCUGCUCGCUCCUUUUCACUCACCCCUCCUGCUCGCUCCCUUUCACUCACCCCUCCUGCUCGCUCCUUUUCACUCACCCCUCCUGCUCGCUCCCUUUCACUCACCCCUCCUGCUCGCUCCCUUUCACUCACCCCUCCUGCUCGCUCCCUUUCACUCACCCCUCCUGCUCGCUCCCUUUCACUCACCCCUCCUGCUCGCUCCCUUUCACUCACCCCUCCUGCUCGCUCCCUUUCACUCACCCCUCCUGCUCGCUCCCUUUCACUCACCCCUCCUGCUCGCUCCCUUUCACUCACCCCUCCUGCUCGCUCCCUUUCACUCACCCCUCCUGCUCGCUCCCUUUCACUCACCCCUCCUGCUCGCUCCCUUUCACUCACCCCUCCUGCUCGCUCCCUUUCACUCACCCCUCCUGCUCGCUCCCUUUCACUCACCCCUCUUGCUCGAUCUAUUUCACUCACCCCUCUUGCUCUGCUCGCUCCCUUUCGUUCACCCCUCCUGCUCGCUCCUUUUCACUCACCCCUCCUGCUCGCUCCUUUUCACUCACCCCUCCUGCUCGCUCCUUUUCACUCACCCCUCCUGCUCGCUCCUUUUCACUCACCCCUCCUGCUCGCUCCCUUUCACUCACCCCUCCUGCUCGCUCCUUUUCACUCACCCCUCCUGCUCGCUCCCUUUCACUCACCCCUCCUGCUCGCUCCCUUUCACUCACCCCUCCUGCUCGCUCCCUUUCACUCACCCCUCCUGCUCGCUCCCUUUCACUCACCCCUCCUGCUCGCUCCCUUUCACUCACCCCUCCUGCUCGAUCUAUUUCACUCACCCCUCUUCCUCUGCUCGCUCCCUUUCGUUCACCCCUCCUGCUCGCUCCCUUUCACUCACCCCUCCUGCUCGCUCCCUUUCACUCACCCCUCCUGCUCGCUCCCUUUCACUCACCCCUCCUGCUCUCUCCCUUUCACUCACCCCUCUUGUUCUGCUCGCUCCCUUUCGUUCACCCCUCCUGCUCGCUCCCUUUCACUCACCCCUCCUGCUCGCUCCCUUUCACUCACCCCUCCUGCUCGCUCCCUUUCACUCACCCCUCCUGCUCUCUCCCUUUCACUCACCCCUCCUGCUCGCUCCCUUUCACUCACCCCUCCUGCUCGCUCCCUUUCACUCACCCCUCCUGCUCGCUCCCUUUCACUCACCCCUCCUGCUCGCUCCCUUUCACUCACCCCUCCUGCUCGCUCCCUUUCACUCACCCCUCCUGCUCGCUCCCUUUCACUCACCCCUCCUGCUCGCUCCCUUUCACUCACCCCUCCUGCUCGCUCCCUUUCACUCACCCCUCUUGCUCGCUCCCUUUCACUCACCCCUCCUGCUCGCUCCCUUUCACUCACCCCUCCUGCUCGCUCCCUUUCACUCACCCCUCCUGCUCGCUCCCUUUCACUCACCCCUCCUGCUCGAUCUAUUUCACUCACCCCUCUUGCUCUGCUCGCUCCCUUUCGUUCACCCCUCCUGCUCGCUCCUUUUCACUCACCCCUCCUGCUCGAUCUAUUUCACUCACCCCUCUUGCUCUGCUCGCUCCCUUUCGUUCACCCCUCCUGCUCGCUCCUUUUCACUCACCCCUCCUGCUCGCUCCUUUUCACUCACCCCUCCUGCUCGCUCCUUUUCACUCACCCCUCCUGCUCGCUCCCUUUCACUCACCCCUCCUGCUCGCUCCUUUUCACUCACCCCUCCUGCUCGCUCCCUUUCACUCACCCCUCCUGCUCGCUCCCUUUCACUCACCCCUCCUGCUCGCUCCCUUUCACUCACCCCUCCUGCUCGCUCCCUUUCACUCACCCCUCCUGCUCGCUCCCUUUCACUCACCCCUCCUGCUCGCUCCCUUUCACUCAUCCCUCCUGUUCGCUCCCUUUCACUCACCCCUCCUGCUCGCUCCCUUUCACUCACCCCUCCUGCUCGCUCCCUUUCACUCACCCCUCCUGCUCGCUCCCUUUCACUCACCCCUCCUUCUCGCUCCCUUUCACUCACCCCUCCUGCUCGCUCCCUUUCACUCACCCCUCCUUCUCGCUCCCUUUCACUCACCCCUCCUGCUCGCUCCCUUUCACUCACCCCUCCUGCUCGCUCCCUUUCACUCACCCCUCCUGCUCGCUCCCUUUCACUCACCCCUCCUGCUCGCUCCCUUUCACUCACCCCUCCUGCUCGCUCCCUUUCACUCACCCCUCCUGCUCGCUCCCUUUCACUCACCUCUCCUGCUCGCUCCCUUUCACUCACCCCUCCUGCUCGAUCUAUUUCACUCACCCCUCUUGCUCUGCUCGCUCCCUUUCGUUCACCCCUCCUGCUCGCUCCCUUUCACUCACCCCUCCUGCUCGCUCCCUUUCACUCACCCCUCCUGCUCGCUCCCUUUCACGCACCCCUCCUGCUCUCUCCCUUUCACUCACCCCUCCUGCUCGCUCCCUUUCACUCACCCCUCCUGCUCGCUCCCUUUCACUCACCCCUCCUGCUCGCUCCCUUUCACUCACCCCUCCUGCUCGCUCCCUUUCACUCACCCCUCCUGCUCGCUCCCUUUCACUCACCCCUCCUGCUCGCUCCCUUUCACUCACCCCUCCUGCUCGAUCUAUUUCACUCACCCCUCUUGCUCUGCUCGCUCCCUUUCGUUCACCCCUCCUGCUCGCUCUCUUUCACUCACCCCUCUUGCUCUGCUCGCUCCCUUUCGUUCACCCCUCGUGCUCGCUCCCUUUCACUCACCCCUCCUGCUCGCUCCCUUUCACUCACCCCUCCUGCUCGCUCCCUUUCACUCACCCCUCCUGCUCGCUCCCUUUCACUCACCCCUCCUGCUCGAUCUAUUUCACUCACCCCUCUUGCUCUGCUCGCUCCCUUUCGUUCACCCUUCCUGCUCGCUCUCUUUCACUCACCCCUCUUGCUCUGCUCGCUCCCUUUCACUCACCCCCCUGCUCGCUCCUUUUUACUCACCCCUCCUGCUCUCUCCCUUUCACUCACCCGUCCGGCUCGCUCUCUUUCACUCACCCCUCUUGCUCUGCUCGCUCCCUUUCGUUCACCCCUCGUGCUCGCUCCCUUUCACUCACCCCUCCUGCUCGCUCCCUUUCACUCACCCCUCCUGCUCGCUCCCUUUCACUCACCCCUCCUGCUCGAUCUAUUUCACUCACCCCUCUUGCUCUGCUCGCUCCCUUUCGUUCACCCCUCCUGCUCGCUCUCUUUCACUCACCCCUCUUGCUCUGCUCGCUCCCUUUCGCUCACCCGUCCUGCUCGCUCCCUUUCACUCACCCCCCUGCUCGCUCCUUUUUACUCACCCCUCCUGCUCUCUCCCUUUCACUCACCCGUCCGGCUCGCUCUCUUUCACUCACCCCUCUUGCUCUGCUCGCUCCCUUUCGUUCACCCCUCGUGCUCGCUCCCUUUCACUCACCCCUCCUGCUCGCUCCCUUUCACUCACCCCUCCUGCUCGCUCCCUUUCACUCACCCCUCCUGCUGGCUCCCUUUCACUCACCCCUCCUGCUCGAUCUAUUUCACUCACCCCUCUUGCUCUGCUCGCUCCCUUUCGUUCACCCCUCCUGCUCGCUCUCUUUCACUCACCCCUCUUGCUCUGCUCGCUCCCUUUCGCUCACCCGUCCUGCUCGCUCCCUUUCACUCACCCCCCUGCUCGCUCCUUUUUACUCACCCCUCCUGCUCUCUCCCUUUCACUCACCCGUCCGGCUCGCUCUCUUUCACUCACCCCUCUUGCUCUGCUCGCUCCCUUUCGUUCACCCCUCGUGCUCGCUCCCUUUCACUCACCCCUCCUGCUCGCUCCCUUUCACUCACCCCUCCUGCUCGCUCCCUUUCACUCACCCCUCCUGCUCGCUCCCUUUCACUCACCCCUCCUGCUCGAUCUAUUUCACUCACCCCUCUUGCUCUGCUCGCUCCCUUUCGUUCACCCCUCCUGCUCGCUCUCUUUCACUCACCCCUCUUGCUCUGCUCGCUCCCUUUCGCUCACCCGUCCUGCUCGCUCCCUUUCACUCACCCCUCCUGCUCGCUCUCCCUUUCACUCACCCCUCCUACUCGCUCCCUCUUCCACUCACCCCUCCUGCUCUCUCCCUUUCACUCACCCCUCCGGCUCGCUCUCUUUCACUCACCCCUCUUGCUCUGCUCGCUCCCUUUCGUUCACCCCUCGUGCUCGCUCCCUUUCACUCACCCCUCCUGCUCGCUCCCUUUCACUCACCCCUCCUGCUCGCUCCCUUUCACUCAUCCCCCCUGCUCGCUCCUUUUUACUCACCGCUCCUGCUCGCUCUCCCUUUCACUCAACCUUCCUGCUCGCUCUCCCUUUCACUCACCCCUCCUACUCGCUCCCUCUUCCACUCACCCCUCCUGCUCGCUCCCUUUUCGCUCACCCAUCCUGCUCGCUCCCCCGCUCUAGUCAUAAUCACCCCACCUCAACCAUCCUGUCUCGCACCUUGA
Messenger RNA from Closterium sp. Naga37s-1, 7209 nucleotides. The record is from the annotation of a GenBank genome assembly. Lineage: Eukaryota; Viridiplantae; Streptophyta; Zygnematophyceae; Desmidiales; Closteriaceae.